GCUAGCUAACCGUCAUUUAAUAUGGAUCCACAUAAUAUUCAACAAAGGAAUAUUUUAGAAAAAGUUCUCGCCCGGGUCGCUGAAAAGUUAUACAUACAGAGAUGGCGCUACGAAGUCAAAAAUGCAAUGCAGGAUAUUGUUAACUACGUCGGCUGUCUCAUCCCUGUCAUGCUGAUCGACGAUUCCCGUGACGUCACAAUACCUUUGAUGAUAAAACUCAAUGAAAGUCAUACCGUGCCAGAAAUGGAUCAUUUAUUCAGAGGAGCUUACAACAGGGAGGUUUACGUCUAUUCGACAUUAGUGCCGCUGUUUAAGAAAUAUGCGAAUGUGCCAGAAGAUUUCUUCCCGUCGUGUUUCUAUGCGGAGUCCACAAAUGACAGAGUCUUAGCACUGCACGAUAUGACUAUAGAUAAAUUUGAAAGAUAUAACAAAGGAAGAUUCUUAGAUGAGGAUCAUUUAACCCUGACUUUGGAAGCUGUUGCCAAAUUACAUUCGUUUUCCUUUAUUCUGAAAGAAUUGAAUAAGCUGAAGUGCGAUGAAAUCAUGGAACCAUUUUCGACACAGAAUCAACCCCACUUUGCCAAAAGUUUGAAAGGGUGUUUUAAAAAAUAUGGUGUCGAUAUGUUUCAAGGCACUAAGCAUGAAAAGUUCUUUAUUAAAAUGUACAAGACAAUGGACAAUAUGACUGUGUUUUUUGAUGAACCUGUAACAAAAGCACAUUCUUUGAUUUACGGGCAUGGUGAUCUCUACAAAGAAAACCUUUUGUUCAAAUAUUCUAACGAAAAGCCAGUGCAAGUAUGUCUACUGGACUAUCAGCUGACCCAUCUAAUGAGUCCAGCGUACGACUUUGUACUCCUAAUUAUGAAUAGCAUUGAUUCAAUUGUCAGAAAGAGGCAUUAUCAUAUUUUUUUGUCUACAUACUAUAAUACUCUGGAACGCUCUCUGCGAGCCAAAGGGGUAGAUGCCAAUAAAGUUUAUUCAAAAGAAAAUUUCAACGAAGACAUCAAAGUAGUGUUUUCAAUGUGUUUCGGUAUGAUUAUCUAUUCAUUUACACUGUGGUUAGACUUAGAAGGUAUGGAAUCUCUUGUAGAUCCCAAAGGCAUUGAUCCAGAAGACAAAAAGGAUGAGGUCGAGUUAUUUAAGAAGAUAAUCGGCGAUGUAGUCACAGAUUUUAGGAAUUUUGGAGUGUAUUCUUAGCAUUUUGUGGUUUUUAAGAGUUACCUAUAAAAUUAUAAUGACAUUUUCAGUCUGUAAACAUUAAAAUCUUUUUAUUUGAAGUUUCUUUCAAUGAUAAAAAAACAUCGUAACCGAUAUUAUAAUCACAUGUGUUUACAAACAAACGAUUGAUAUAAAAGCAUGAAUAUUCAGAGGGCCGUCACGUUUAUUGUGACUCGGAAAAGGUUAUAACGAAACAAUAAUCCAAUUUGCGAUCUUCGCCAUUACAUUUUGCACGUUUUAUUUUCCAUUCGGGAGGUUUCCAAUGAGAUUUGGGAUAGCGAUGUGAAGUAUCGAGGUAUCGAUUAAUUUUAAUACUCGUUUAUUGCGAAGUGAUUUUUAUUAUGGAUUUUUAAAGCUAUUAUAACAUAUUUUUUCAUGUCACAUGUUGGUUGUGACCGAACCUGUAAGUAACGUUUCCUAUUUAAAUAAUAAUAGCAAUUGUACCUAUUUAGGUUGUUGUUAUGUAAUGUUUUGUAUGUCAUGUAGUUGGUAUACCUAAAU
This is a messenger RNA of Ostrinia furnacalis (Asian corn borer), 1719 nucleotides long. RefSeq lists its product as uncharacterized. The record is from RefSeq and is a predicted model, not a curated record. Lineage: Eukaryota; Metazoa; Arthropoda; Insecta; Lepidoptera; Crambidae. The coding region runs from base 22 to 1197 and encodes 391 amino acids. The transcript is spliced from 2 exons.